AACCUCAGCAUUCUUCAUUGAACAGUUUUAACGGUCGCUUCAUAGCCCACAAUCGUACUUAUACUUUUCAUAAUCAUGCAUAACGGAAAAGGUUUUGGUAAAAGUGGCUCAUCAAAUGUGGGAAAAUAUGUCCCAGAACGGUUGGAAGAUUUCAAGAUCGACGCAAAUGGAGAAAAAUAUUACUUGGUAAAAUGGUGUGGUUUACCACAAUCAAAAAACUCUUGGGAGCACAGGGAUAAUCUAAGUUGUUACUUCAUGAUGUACAAGAUAGAAAAAAUAAAGACGAUGGAAAAGAUGAUCAAGAAUGAGCCAAUGAUACCUGAACUCCGAACGAGACCAAGGCGUCCAGGAAUUGUCCCAUUUGAGGAGAGGAGCACUGGUUUCGACCGUGGCAGAACACCAGAAAGGGUGAUCGGCGUAUCAGAGGUCAGUGGUCAACUCGAAUUUUUGAUAAAAUGGAAGGGAGUUAUGGAAGCUGAUCUCAUACCUCGUGAGAUUGCCAAUAUAAGAUGUCCACAAAUUGUAAUCAAGUACUAUGAAGAAAACUUGACCUGGGAUUUCUCCGAUAUGAAAAAUUGAAUUCCACCUUAUAUAAAGAGGAAGACAAUUUCCCCGGGAUCAUAUUCGAGAAAUAUUGUGUUAGUAGAUACUCUGUUUGAUGGAUAAAUUUCAAAUAUCUAAUGUAUUUCACCGCUGCUUAUAUUUCUGAAUGUUCAAGAUUAACAAUUCUCAUUGUUCAUUUCUUUAUCGGUGGUGUUACUCAUUUCUUUUUUGUGCAUGAUUCAUUAUAUGUCUGUACUGUUGUGCUAAUCACUGAAAUAACUCGACUCGUGUUGUUUGAAGAAGUUAUCAAUUACUGAUAAAUCAAAUUUAAACAGAGCCAUGAAUUCGAAUUACUACAGGUACGAACUAGAUGGACCUAUUCGAAAGUGUCCAAUAGUUAUUCAAUUAUCUGAAACAAUUCAACAUUUAUUUAAAUUCAAUUUGGAUGAUGAGUAUAUGCAAGUGGCGACAUUUGUUGUGAAAUACAUUAUUACCUUUCAAAACCUGCUUCAAAAGUAUGAACUAUACAAUGAUAACUUCUUCAUUAUGAAGUCAGUAUUUCUUUACGCUAAUGUAUUAAAAAUAUAUUAUUGAAACGAG
This is a messenger RNA of Harmonia axyridis, 1143 nucleotides long. RefSeq names its product chromobox protein homolog 1-like. The transcript has 2 exons. Bases 76 to 579 code for a protein of 167 amino acids. The record is from RefSeq and is a predicted model, not a curated record. Lineage: Eukaryota; Metazoa; Arthropoda; Insecta; Coleoptera; Coccinellidae. Gene Ontology annotation, cellular component: nucleus; pericentric heterochromatin. Gene Ontology annotation, molecular function: chromatin binding. Gene Ontology annotation, biological process: negative regulation of transcription by RNA polymerase II; chromatin organization.